This is a messenger RNA of Chanos chanos (milkfish), 537 nucleotides long. It is a transcript of the gene tppp3, whose product is annotated as tubulin polymerization-promoting protein family member 3. Lineage: Eukaryota; Metazoa; Chordata; Actinopteri; Gonorynchiformes; Chanidae. Gene Ontology annotation, molecular function: tubulin binding. The record is from RefSeq and is a predicted model, not a curated record. Gene Ontology annotation, cellular component: microtubule. The coding region runs from base 4 to 537 and encodes 177 amino acids. Gene Ontology annotation, biological process: positive regulation of protein polymerization; microtubule polymerization; microtubule bundle formation. The transcript has 3 exons.
AAAAUGGCAGAGAGCACAGAAAUGGAUCAGCUCCUGAACUCCUUCAGUAAGUUUGCCAUCCACGGCGACACCAAGGCAACAGGCAAGGAGAUGAACGGAAAGAACUGGGCCAAACUGUGCAAAGACUGCAAGGUCAUAGACGGCAAGAACGUCACCAGCACCGACGUGGACAUCGUCUUCACCAAAGUCAAGUCAAAGUCAUCUCGAGUCAUCACGUACGAGGAGUUUCAGAAAGCUCUGGAGGAUCUGGCCCCCAAAAGGUUCAAAGGUCAAAGCAAAGAAGAGGCCCUGCAGUCGAUGCACAGCCUGAUCAAGGGCAAAGAGCCCACCAACGUUGGUGUGACGAAAGUGGCGAAGACAGGUGCUGUGGACAGACUGACGGACACAACCAAGUACACAGGUUCACACAAGGAGCGUUUCGACGAGGCUGGGAAAGGGAAAGGCAAGAGUGGUCGUGAGGAAAUUGUGGAGCACACGGGCUAUGUGGCAGCCUACAAGAACGCAGGGACAUACGACGAGAAAACAAAAGCCAAGUAA